GCCACCUCACCUCCCAUCGGAGAACCCACACGGGCGAGAAGCCCUACAAGUGCGCCGUGUGUGGGAAGAUGUUCAGCGACAGUGGAGCGUGCACUAAGCACCAGAGAAUCCACACCGGGGAGAAGCCCUACAAGUGCAUGGAGUGUGGGAAGACCUUCAUUAGCAGCAAUUCCCUUGCAUUGCAUGAAAGAAUUCACACGGGAGAGAAGCCUUACAAGUGCACAGAGUGCGGGAAGAGCUUCAACCGGAGCGGGACACUCACGUCCCAUCAGAGGAGGCACACGGGAGAGAAGCCCUACACCUGCGUGGAGUGCGGGAGGAGCUUCAGCGACAGCGGGACCUGGGUGAGGCAUCAACGGACCCACACCGGGGAGAAACCCUACACCUGCACAGAGUGCGGGAAGGGAUUCAGCCAGUACGGUGCAUGCACCAUCCACAAAAGGAUCCACACGGGGGAGAAGCCGUAUCAAUGUGCAGAGUGCGGGAAGACCUUCAGCCGUCGGGGUGCAUGCACUAAACAUCAACGAACCCAUGCGGGUUGCGGAGUGUUGGAAAAGCAUCUCCCUUCUGCCCAAGAAGCCGUUUAGUGGAGAAAUCACACUCCAACAUAUGGACGUUGGAAGCCACUUCACUGUUGACAGCUUUUAGAUUGCACAUUGAAGUAUCUACACUGAUGUUAAUUGUGGGAUGCUGGUACAUGAAGUGAUUUAUAGUUUCCAAAUCAAGACCUCUCUGAACCGUUGCAAGCUGGAUAGCAAGCGAAACACAGCAGAGUCCUUUCACAGCAAAAACAUGCUUCAACCCAUCUAUCAGCAGAGUCCAACUGCCAGCAUCUGACCUUAUGUACACACUGUUUAGUAAACUCAUGGAUUCAGGUUUUAAUGGAUUAGAUGAGUCUACACUGCCAUAUAAUCCAGUUCAAAGCAGAUAAUCUGGAUUUUAUAUGGACCUAAAGGAUUGAGCGGCGCUCCAUGCAGUCAUGCCAGUGGCCACAUGACCUUGGGGGUGUCUACAGACAACGCUGGCUCUUCGGCUUAGAAAUGGAGAUGAGCACCACACCCCAGAGUCAGACAUGGCUGGACUCAAUGUCAGGGGACUACUUUUACCUUUACCUAAAGGAUUGAGCCUAAGUCUCCCCAGAAGAGAGCUUGUUCUCCCAAGAAACCAUUUGGAAGUGACUUUAUAUGGAAAGAGUUGCAUUGUUUUAAUCGAUUUGUUCCAAAUUCUUCUUAACGCUAUCAGUUGUUUCAUAGCCUCAUGCCUGUUUUUAACUCUUAUGUUUUAAUCUGUACCAGUUUUUAAAAGUGGGUAAAUUCAAA
Molecule: messenger RNA, 1319 nt
Organism: Anolis sagrei ordinatus
Lineage: Eukaryota; Metazoa; Chordata; Lepidosauria; Squamata; Anolidae
Source: RefSeq, a predicted model, not a curated record